Zingiber officinale is the source of this 1951-nucleotide messenger RNA. RefSeq names its product receptor-like cytoplasmic kinase 176. The record is from RefSeq and is a predicted model, not a curated record. Gene Ontology annotation, biological process: protein phosphorylation. Gene Ontology annotation, molecular function: protein kinase activity; ATP binding. The coding region runs from base 388 to 1533 and encodes 381 amino acids. Lineage: Eukaryota; Viridiplantae; Streptophyta; Magnoliopsida; Zingiberales; Zingiberaceae. The transcript has 6 exons.
CACUACAGUGGGGAGUCAACAACGCCGAAGGUGGGAAAGUGGAAGGAAAGCACGCACACAGCGGGUGAAGACACCUCGCGGCGUCGCCUUCCCUGUGCUCUGCUUGCUUUCGCACUUUCCUGUGCUCUGCUUGCUGUCGCCACGCCAAAUCUCUACCUCGUCGCUGAAUCCGUGGAGCUCCCGUUUGGAGGUCCGCAAGUCGGUGAAUCGACUUUUUAUUGGUCAGGACUCAGAGGGGAAAUCGCUUUUUGCGUUCGCUUGCUGGAACGUUUGAUAGGCAGGGAAAGGGAAUCUCUUUCCAGAUCGGUGAGGACUCUUCUCGUUGAGCUGUGUAGGGAAGGGGGAGAAAGAGGCUGAGCCGAUCUCAUUGCUGUUUUACAAAUUGUGAUGGGGAAUUGCUGGUGUGCUCGGGCAAAAGGACAUCUAACUUUAUGCUUGUGUCUGAACUAUAACAAAAGUAACAGAGAUAUAAAUAAGUUAAGUGGUUCUAGCAGCAAGGUCUCUGCGGCGUCAGGGUCUCUCACUCCCCGCAGUGAGGGUGAAAUCUUGCUGUCAGCAAAUGUAAAGAGGUUUACCUUCAGUGAAUUGAGAACAGCCACCAGGAACUUUAGACCGGAUAGUGUGGUUGGGGAGGGAGGCUUCGGUUCAGUGUUUAAGGGGUGGAUCGAUGAGCAGACGCUGACACCAACGAGACCUGGCAGUGGUGUGGUUAUUGCAGUGAAGAAGCUCAACCAAGAAGGCUUUCAAGGUCACAGAGAAUGGUUGGCAGAGGUGAACUUCCUCGGCCAGUUGUCUCAUCCUCAUCUUGUGAAGCUGAUUGGAUAUUGCCUAGAGGAUGAACAACGACUUCUUGUCUAUGAGUUUAUGCCUCGAGGAAGCUUAGAGAACCACCUCUUCAGGAGGGGUUCUUAUGUUCAACCACUCACUUGGAAACUGCGUAUGAAGAUUGCCCUUGGAGCAGCAAAAGGGCUUGCAUUUUUGCAUAGUGACACGGCAAAAGUGAUAUAUCGUGAUUUUAAAGCUUCUAAUGUCCUUUUAGAUUCAAACCACAAUGCAAAACUUUCUGAUUUCGGAUUGGCAAAAGAUGGUCCAACAGGUGACAAAAGUCAUGUAUCUACAAGGGUCAUGGGAACUUAUGGAUAUGCAGCUCCUGAAUAUCUUGCAACAGGCCAUUUGACUUCCAAAAACGAUGUGUAUAGCUUUGGAGUUGUUCUUCUAGAGUUAUUGUCUGGACGACGUGCGGUGGACAAGAACCGUCCAACAGGAGAACAAAAUUUGGUGGAGUGGGCGAAGCCUUUCCUUACAAGCAAGAGAAGGAUAUUUCGUGUCUUGGACACGCGCUUAGGAGGGCAGUACGCUCUUUCAGGAGCACAAAUUGCUGCCACCCUUGCCCUCCAGUGCUUAUCCAUGGAAGCAAGGCGCAGGCCAACCAUGGACCAAGUGGUAACUGCCCUGGAACAGCUUCAGGAUGCUAAAGACAUCGCCCGAAACCCUCACAGUGAACACAAGUUGAGUCUUGUAAAGCAUCCGUAAUAAGAAGAUUCACCCAAGUUGUUUUGUAGAAGAUCAGAUGAAAUUUCCCUAGGAAAGGUUGCUCAACCCAUCACUGCAGCUUCCCCUUAUUAUACCAAGUGAAUAAAACCUCAAAAUGUCAUCUCAAAUCUCGUGAGCAAAUCUAUGCCCCCUGACUGUGUACAGCUCUCUCUUGUUCGUCAUCUUCUCGAUGGUGAGUCUAUAGCACUCGCCACUCGGUUGACUAGGCGAAGCUAUUGGUUUCACCAUUUGAUUUUGCUAGUGUAUUUGGCCUUUGGUUGUGUGUUAAUGGAUGGUUUACUUUGUGCUUCAGUUACUUUUGCUCUACCAAUGGAGUGCUUACCUAACUAUGAGACUAAAUAUGUAGACUAUGGAGUCACUGGUCAUUCAAUAUAAGCUUUUCUUUUUUAUUAUGCUA